UUGGCUCAUUUUCGCUGCUAGUACAGCCAUUCUCCUCAUCUGAAAAUGUACAAGAACUAUUAAAAUUUCUAUUUAAUUCCACAUUAUGACUAGAACUCGGUUUACUACUACAAGAACUAGAGUUCAGUUCAAUACAUUGACUAUUAUUAUUCAACAUUUGAUUGUCACAAGAUUGAAUUUGACUAUUAAUAUUAGAAUUUUCAUUUUAUUAUUAUUCUCAUAAAAUAUUGAAUUAUUAUAAGUAUAUGUCAUAUCAAUAAAAUCACUCUGCUUGUCAUUCUUAUAAAAUUUAUCUUUAAUAAAAAUAACAUUCCGAGCAACCAUAACAUUCUUUGGAUUAAGUGGGUCUGCAAGUCUAUAUCCUUUCCAAGUAUCACUAUACCCGACAAGAUAUACAUCUUACUUUUAGCAUCAAGCUUACGCCUUUUAUGUUUGGGAAGUAAUUAGUAUACAAUACAUCCAAAAACAUGUAAGUGACUAAGGUUCGGCCGAGACCCAGUCAACUUCUCCUCAGGUGUAAGACCAGACAAAGCUUUGGUAGGUGACCUAUUCUUUUAAAUAAAUAGCGGUCAUAACCGCUUCACCCCAAAAACGUCCUUCUAAGCCUGCCCCUAACAACAUGCAUCUGGCUUUCUCUAAAAGAGUCCUAUGGAGACCCUCUGAGACACCUUAUUGCUGUGAACAAUAAGUUACUGAUAUUUGAUGUAUAAUACCUUCCUUAUUCAAAAAGUUAGCAAAUUGAUGACUGCAAAAUUCACCUCCAUUAUCUGAACGUAGUAUUUUAAUAGAUAACCCCAACUGUUUUUCUAUUAGGCAUUUAAAAUUUACAAAUGACAUAAAUACCUCAGACUUCCUCUUGAUGAGGUAUCCAAAGGACUUUCUUGAGUAGUCAUCGGUGUAAGUCACCAGGUACUUUGCACCUCCCCAGCUUGCAAUUGGCAUGGAGCCGCAAACAUCAGUAUGAAUCAGCUGCAAUGGUGCAAUUGCACAAUGCACAGUCUCGGCAGGAAAAGAUUUUGCAACCAUCACACACAGUCUUCCAGAGAACUUACCUGAAAAUUAACACCGCAUGCUACACCAUUCGUAAGAGCUAACAUACCAGACUUACUUAAGUGGCCAAGCCUCCUGUGCCAUAUAUCAAAAGACACCUCAGCUACGUUAGCACUCUGUUCAUCUUGCAAUAACAACUGAAGAAUGCGCUACCAUAGAUGACACAUCACCAGCCUUCAACUUGUAAAUUCCAUUUACACUGGGGACUACUGCCAAUGGUUUGCCAGAACUUGCACUUUUACAAAAUAUAAGACAGCCCUCAUGUCCAAAUGUCACAUUAAAAUCCAUACCUACAACUCAACUUUUGUGUGGAAAAAGUUAUCAUUUCCAUGGACAGUAAGUUUUAGUGAAAUAGGUUCGUCUACAUUGUGUUGUUGUGUCCCGCUUGUCAGUGUUCACUGAGCCAGUCCGCCUUAGCUGGUCGGAGCACACGCACGCGCAACAAGGUCUUAGUGGAUUCCCGCCAGUUAGUAAUUAUAUCAUUUCAGUGAUGACAAUUGAUUCGGUAGACUGUAAUGCCGAUAAGAGUCCACGGGAAUAAAAGUAUCUACGAAAUGAUACAUCCAUAUGAUAGUAGCUGAGUCGUGGCAAGUCCGUUUCCUUCUGUGGGUCCUCCCGAUUUUGGUAAUCAUCGGUCUGUUGGCCAUACUGAGCUUCAUCGGACUACUGUUCGCUAUAAGGAUAUACGCCAGCUACACUUGGGGACGGUUCAAGGAAAGAACCAAGAUGGACGGCAAGACGGUAAUAGUCACCGGAUGUACCAGCGGCAUAGGCAAGGAGACGGCUAAGGAGCUGGCAAAGAGGGGCGCUAAAGUCAUCAUGGCCUGUCGGAAUAUAGAAGCCGCUGAAAAAAUCAAAAAUAAUAUAAUCGAAUCAACGAAGAACGAGAAGGUGUUCGUCAAAAAACUUGACCUAAGCUCGUUUAAAUCCAUCAGAGUGUUCGCAGAAGAAAUCAAGAGCACAGAAGACAAACUGGAAGUGCUCGUCCACAACGCCGGCUAUGCGGAGAUGUUCAGGAAGAAGAAGUCGGAAGACGACAUCGAACUAACUAUGGCGACGAACCACUAUGGCCCAUUCCUGCUGACCCAUCUCCUUAUAGAUCUGCUAAAGAAAAGCGCACCUUCCAGAAUCGUCGUCGUCGCAUCCUCCCUGUAUCGCUUGGCGUCUGUUAAUUUAGAAAACCCCAAUCCAGUCGACACUUUCCCAGCAUAUUUAUACUACGCCUCCAAGGAGGCGAAUAUACUGUUCACUAGAGAAUUGGCGCGAAGACUAGAAGGCACCGGUGUUACGGCUAACUGCCUGCACCCUGGACUCAUCGACAGCGGCAUUUGGCGGAACGUACCAGCGCCUAUUAGUUGGUUCCUGCUUCUCAUUAUUAAGUGCUUCUUCAAAACCCCGAGGGAAGGAUGUCAAACGACAGUCAUGUUGGCGGCCGACGAGAAAUUGGAAAUAGUAAGCGGGAAAUACUUCUCGGAUUGCGGCGAAAGCUCCGUGUCAAAUCGGGCCGGUGACAUGGGCAGAGCUAAGAAGUUGUGGGAGUUAUCAGAGACGAUGGUAAAAUUGGACGAGACCGAUCCGAAGAUAUAAGACCGAAGCAGCAGCUUUACAAACAUAAUAAUAUAUUUUUUGAAUAUUAUAGGUAUUGGGUUUGAUUCUUCUCAGUCUCUCUUUUUUCAAAAUCAGUCAAAAAUCUAAUACAAACACAUUAAGUGUAAUUUGAGUACUACAGCGGAAUUAUUUAGACACCGUAUAAUAAGCAGCGACCCUAAGGCCAAGUCAUUUGGGGGAAGACUGUCCAUACAUUCCAAACAGACAGCAAGUAUGGAUACUUUUAAAAAUUUCGUCUUAAGAAAUACAAUAUUUCUUUGUCAAAAGUUUCAGUUUUAUACCCAUUAACAGCUAGGUCCAUAAACUUUUGAUGUAAACAUGAUCUUAUAGAAUACAUACUCGAUCCUUAAUUUGUAUAAUAAAAUGAUAUAUUACUUUUCCAUGUUCAAGCAGCUUUUUUACCCUUAAAUGUAGUAGGUAUUAAGGUUAUUUAUGUAUAAAUUUUUAUCUUUAAUUUUUU
Messenger RNA from Chilo suppressalis (striped riceborer), 3118 nucleotides. NCBI's taxonomy places the organism in Eukaryota, Metazoa, Arthropoda, Insecta, Lepidoptera, Crambidae. The record is from the annotation of a GenBank genome assembly.